CAACCUUAAUUGGUCUGAAUUGCAGCUGCUCAAGUCAUGUUGUAUCCUUUGGGAUAAAGGAAGAUAUUAUAUUGUAUAUAGACAAUAGUCCAAGCAUUAUAUCGGUCAUGUAAACCAAAGCAUUGCCUCAAAAGUGUAUUCACUAGUCAGUCAACCCAGAUUAAUGAUUCCACAUCUGCCUUUUUGCAUAUCUAAAUGAAAGAAGAAGAAAUGUCAGCAGGCUGAAAGCAGAAAUGAAAGACUCUUAGAGCUUCCGUCCUCUGCAAAAGGAGCAAACUGCCAACUUUUCAGUCACCUUCCAGGUUUACUGGUGGAUAUUGUGAACAAAGAAUGUCAGGAAGACCAUUAGGAGGGAGGAUGCCUGUUGACAAAAAGCCACGAGCAUGUGUUGACCAGCUGAAGGACUGGCUGUUUCACCACUCAGCCACCCUGCUGACAUAUAAUGCUGAGGGCUUCUCAGCGGCGGAGCGGCGGAAGUGAGAGGUGGUUUUGCUUUGAAAGAGGCGAGAAGGGAAAAGAGAAGGAGAGACCACAACGAAAACCACAGAAUGGGAGUCCGCUGCAGGAGCAAAUCCUCCUAGAGACGGAGGAAGCAGCGGCCACUGUGCAGCAACACUGUGCAGCAACAAACACAGAUUUAAGAUGAUCGACAGUCGGCUGUCGGCACAGAGGAGGGAGAUGAGGAGCUUUCCCGGAGACAGAGGCCAGCAGAAGACCAGUACCUACAUCGUGCCCUGCUUCCUCUUUGUGGAGCUGGUCAUCAUGGCAGGGACCGUUUUGUUGGCGUACUACUUUGAGUACACGGACACGUUCCCCGUGCACAUCCAGGGCUUCUUCUGUUUCGACAAAACCUAUUCCAAGCCGUACCCAGGACCAGAGGACAACAGCAAGGCGCCGCCCGUCCUCGUCUACUCCCUCGUCACUGCCAUCCCCACUGUGACGAUUCUGAUCGGAGAAGUGACCAGCUUCUUUGUGAAGACGGAGGGAGCUCAGGAGAAGACCAUAGUGACCGCUGACUGCUGUUAUUUCAACCCUCUCCUCCGUAGGAUUGUACGCUUUCUGGGUGUCUACUCGUUCGGCCUUUUCACCACCACCAUCUUUGCCAAUGCUGGUCAAGUGGUGACAGGAAACCAGACACCUCAUUUCCUGUCUGCCUGCAAACCAAACUACACAGCUCUGGGAUGCCAGUCUCCACUGCAGUACAUCACAGAGCGCCGAGCCUGCACAGGAAACCCGUACCUGGUGGCGUCCGCUCGCAAAUCCUUCCCCUCCAAAGAUGCAGCACUCAGCUUUUACUCAGCCAUCUACACAGUGAUGUACGUGACCCUGGUUUUCCGGACCAAGGGGACCCGUCUGACCAAGCCCACCCUGUGCCUGGUGCUGCUGUCUCUGGCUGUGCUGGUGGGGGUGGUGAGAGUGACUGAACACAGAAACCACUGGAAUGACGUCCUGGCUGGCUUUGUCGCGGGAGGGGCCAUCGCUGCCUUUCUGGUGGCGUGCGUGAUCAACAACUUCCAACCAACCCAACUAGCAGGUGAGACUCCACCACCUCCACAGCGCCCUGAGCCCCCCAUCGGGAUCCCUCUGCUCAGCCUGCCCCGUGUGGAGAGUCCACUCGAAAAGCUCCAGGGCUACCGUAUUCUGAGAUCACAUGACCAUCAGCCAAUCCCGUCCCCCGCCCCUCCCGAUGUGCUCCUCCCCUCACGGCGUUGCCUCACCAGCGCAGUCUAGACCUGACCUCUGAAUGCCCCAAGCCCUGCCCUGCCCAUCCAGAAGGACGACAUCCUCUCCGACGAGUCAAAUCCACCCAGGUCUGAAGGUCCACCAAUCACAGGAGACAGAGCAGACGACACGCACGUCAGGCUGAAAGCUGUCAUCCGCUAAGGACCAAUAGGAGAUGGAGACCUGUCCUUUAUCUGUCCUGUUCUGUCCUGUUUGUCCUCCAAGUUGGCCUCCCUUUUCUUUCGAGUAUAAAAGACUCGGAUGAAAGACUCGCCAAAGCCAGAGCUGCAGAAGCAAUACUGUGUCCUAUUUCCUUGUCCUGUUUUCCACAAAGACUCAACAGUGAUUCUUAAGACUGUUGGCUGGGGAUGACUUGAUAAAACACUUGAUCAAAUAAAGAAACUCAGCAAUGUUUCUGGAAGAAAAGCCCAAUAACCAGUGGAUCAUCCUCAAAAAGACCAUUUUGUAACACUCAGGACAAUAAAAUGGGAAAAAAAACAAAGGAAAAGUUUGACAACAGAGACCUUUACAUAAUAAAAAUGCAGGUAACGACGAAUACUAUGGUAUAGAAUUUUUUUCUGUCCUCAAAACUAACAAGAGACGCUGUCAAAGAGGAAAGCACUUUUGUAAAUUAUAGCACAGAUGAACCGAUUUAGUGUUCAGUAAACUGUGUUGUAUCCUAUUUGUUUUUGGAGGAAAUGGGUUUGAUCUCCUGUUGUGUAUCGUGUGUGAAGUGAUAGAAGGGAGAUUUAUACACACUAGAGCUGUGCUUGUGAUAUCACGUUUGUUUUCGGGCAUCGGUCGAUUCAUCCUUGAAGUGAACUGUGCUGGAUUUCAACCCACUUUCCAAAUAUCUUUUAUCUACUUACUAUUCAGGUGUGUGUUUAUUAAUGUCUGUAGGUUCUACGUCCAUACUGUGAAAUAUUUGGGAAGUUUUAUUAUUUGAUUUACUGCCUAUAUUCCAUGUGGAGUUCCUUGUUAGUGUUAGUUCACAUAAAAUUCACUUUGUCCUUCUUCCCUUAUGCCCUUUAACAUUUUCAUACCUUUUUUUUUAAUUUAAAUGACUUUUAUCUAAAUGUUAAUGUAAUUACUCGCUUUGCUUUACAGGACACUAAUCUGAUGUUACCCACAUGCAGAUGAUGUUUCCAAAAUUAAUGUUUUAUGAGAGUGUUAAUGGAAUCAGUUGUUGAUGUUUGCGCAUCUGUCCUGUCCAGUUUUUCCCAGUUUUUCCCUGCUUCGAUCUACCAUCGUUUUCCACACACUGGCUCUAUAAAACCAGUGGUACAGACCAGUGUGUAACGCAGAGAUUAGACCCUGAGCUUUGUAUAGUUUUGUACAGUAUAUAGGUUUCUUUGCACAGUAUAUACUGCAUUGUUAUUAUGUUUAUAUUGUGUGAACAAUGUGAAGCUACCUGAAGCUGUCUUGUAGGAACCAUGAGUAGUUGCCUGAUCUAAAGCAGGAAUGUAGCGCGGUGGAGGAGUGUACAGCCGGCGUGGCUCACAACGUGCUUCGGUUCUGCUCAGUUCAAAAGGACACUGCAGGCAAGUUAUACUAGAGGGAGAGAAAGCAAUGGGUUAUUUAAAGAAAACAUUGCUAUGGUUUUAUUAAGCGCGUGUGUGCGCGAGUGUGUGUGCGUGUGUGUGUGUGCGUGGGCGUGUUUAUUGGGAUCUGUGUGUAUGUUUAUAAUGAGCACACUGUAUGGCACCAUAACUGUUAAUUUGGCAAUCUGUUUUCUUAAGUUGAACUGUCAAAAGUAGCUGCUAUAAUUACACACUCGCGCUUGUGUGUAGCUCCAGGCCUUCAAAGGACCCCUGCUAAGGCGUCCUAACAAUGCCUGUUAUAGCAGUAGGUGCUCAUUAUAGCUCUGAGAUUACCUACAGUGAAACUUUUCAGUCUGAAUUUUUGUAACUGAAGAGGUAACAAACACCAUAAUGUCCAAAUAAUGUUAUUUUCAUGUUAAA
Messenger RNA from Thunnus maccoyii (southern bluefin tuna), 3683 nucleotides. Its product is annotated as phospholipid phosphatase-related protein type 5-like. The transcript is spliced from 12 exons. Gene Ontology annotation, biological process: signal transduction; phospholipid dephosphorylation; phospholipid metabolic process. The coding region runs from base 643 to 1731 and encodes 362 amino acids. Gene Ontology annotation, molecular function: phosphatidate phosphatase activity. The record is from RefSeq and is a predicted model, not a curated record. Lineage: Eukaryota; Metazoa; Chordata; Actinopteri; Scombriformes; Scombridae.